CACCUAGGUUCUUUACAGUAGGAUACCUUUCUCGUGUGCUGCUUUCAAAAACUGUCAUAUUAGACACCCUCGGCGUGUUCCUAGAUCGUGAAUUACCUGAAGUAGGAGCCUCACUAACCCAAAUUUAAACAGUCUUCGUAGUCGUCGUAUUACUCAGAGAGAAAAUGUCUCAACACGCCUGUGAAUUGAGUUUCCUUUCUCGAUCUGAUGGGUCAGCACUUUAUUCAAUAGGUAGCACCGUAGCUUUGGCAUCAGUGAAUGGUCCAGGGGAUGUCAAGGCUUCUAACCGCCACUACAAUAAGUGCCAUUUAGAAGUGUGCUACAGUCCUUGCACUGGCCAAUCUAUGAUAGGAGAGCGAGCUUUGGAAUCGGUGAUAACAAAGACAGUGGAACAAGUAAUUCUUAUUCAUCUUCAUCCACGGACAGCUGUCAAUGUCACCAUUCAAGAGAUGCAGUCGGAUGGAUUGGCUUUAUCAACAAGCAUUAAUGCAGCGUGUAUGGCGCUACUUGAUGCUGGCGUGCAAAUGAAAUCGACCUUUGCAGCUGUUACGUGCUGCCUCACACCAGCAGAAACUAUCAUUAUUGAACCGACAGAGGCUGAAAUGAAGGAGAGUUCAGCUGUUGUGACAUUUGUGUUUGACGGAUUAGAUUACAAUGUGGUAUCUGCACAUCAAGAUGGUUGCUUGAGCACAGAGAAUUUCAACAGAUGCUUCCAGGACUGUCAGAUCGCUGCUAAAGAUGUUAUCAAUUUUUAUAGGAGAACCAUAGAAACGAAAUAUGAAGAUGAUGUUGUAUAAAUUUUAUUCCUCUUUAUGUCGUAAGUUGGUUUAUUUUUCUUUGAUAAAUCUUCGUGAAAAGUUCUCUAAAUGCACUAAGAAUUGUACAUCAUAUAUGAAUUAUCAUAUUUUGAAGGUAGCAAUAGGAUUUUUUCAUAUAAAAAUAGAUUUUAUAUCUGUAAUUUGCAAAUCACAUGAAUUUGAAUUAUGUACAAAUUUUUAGAAAUAACUACUAUGCUUUAUUGCAAUGUAAUAAAACUCUAAACCUGUAUUGGCAUUCAGACAAUUAAUACUGAUAAGCUUCUCAUCAUUAAUAUAGCAAAGUUUGCCGUCUUGAAGUUUUUUAUU
This is a messenger RNA of Macrobrachium nipponense, 1124 nucleotides long. It is a transcript of the gene Rrp46, whose product is annotated as exosome complex component RRP46-like. Gene Ontology annotation, biological process: nuclear mRNA surveillance; U4 snRNA 3'-end processing; poly(A)-dependent snoRNA 3'-end processing. NCBI's taxonomy places the organism in Eukaryota, Metazoa, Arthropoda, Malacostraca, Decapoda, Palaemonidae. Gene Ontology annotation, cellular component: nuclear exosome (RNase complex); cytoplasmic exosome (RNase complex); nucleolus. The coding region runs from base 165 to 797 and encodes 210 amino acids. The record is from RefSeq and is a predicted model, not a curated record. The transcript is spliced from 6 exons.